Hypanus sabinus (Atlantic stingray) is the source of this 1020-nucleotide messenger RNA. It is a transcript of the gene zar1, whose product is annotated as zygote arrest 1. The transcript has 4 exons. NCBI's taxonomy places the organism in Eukaryota, Metazoa, Chordata, Chondrichthyes, Myliobatiformes, Dasyatidae. Gene Ontology annotation, cellular component: cytoplasm. Gene Ontology annotation, molecular function: mRNA base-pairing post-transcriptional repressor activity. The record is from RefSeq and is a predicted model, not a curated record. Gene Ontology annotation, biological process: translation. The coding region runs from base 1 to 1020 and encodes 339 amino acids.
AUGGCUACCUUAGGGGAAGAGGCGUUUGAUUAUAUUUACUCGCCAUAUAAUCCUUACUCUUAUCAAUAUUUGAGUUAUCGACCAAAAAGUUGUAAUUGGAGGCAAAGACAGUACCUAAACAAAUAUGUGGACCCUAUCGAGUAUUUCGACAACUAUCAACGCGCUCAGCUCAAAGCCAUAUUGUCUCAGGUAAACCCAAACUUAACUCCAAGAAUGAGAAAAGCCAACACCAAAGACAUCGGAGUGCAGGUUAGCCCUAAAAUCGACGCGUCUGUGCAAUGUUCCUUAGGUCCAAGAACACUCAUGAAGAUGACUAUUAGGCAGAAAGAAGUAACCUUCAAAUACCGGGCUUCACCAAACCAGGUCCAAGGGAGUCAGGCGAGUAUGCCCAAGAAUGUUCGAUUCCGGAGAACCAUGGCUAUCUUCUCGCCUCUCAUGUCGUCCAACCUAAACACAUUCAUCAAUAAAGACGACCAGGAUACUAGAAAGGCAGAUUCUAAAGAGCCGCGAGAAAAGACACUUUCAGAAGAAGUGAAGGAAAACGAAAAACAGGAGGCCACGUUGGAGCCAGUGCAGAAUUCAGAGGAGACAAGCUCAACAGUUCUGCAUGGGACUAAUACCCAAGAACCUGAGAAUACAAAGAAAAAGCAAAAUAACGAAGAUGUAGUAGUCAAUACUGCCAAAAAUGAGAGUCGGCUAAAAUUUCAGUUUCUAGAGCAAAAGUAUGGAUACUUCCACUGCAAGGACUGCAGUGCUCGUUGGGAGAGUGCUUACGUCUGGUGCGUGCAGGGCACUAACAAGGUCUACUUCAAACAGUUUUGCAGAACCUGCGAAAAGGCGUACAACCCUUACCGAGUCGAGAACAUCACCUGUCAAACCUGCAGACAGACAAGAUGCACCUGCCCCAUCAAAAUGCGGCACGUUGACCCAAAGAGGCCACAUCGUCAAGACCUAUGUGGCAGGUGCAAGGGUAAACGACUCUCGUGUGACAGCACUUUCAGCUUCAAAUACAUCAUUUGA